Messenger RNA from Pezoporus occidentalis (night parrot), 2261 nucleotides. RefSeq names its product frizzled class receptor 1 (gene FZD1). Gene Ontology annotation, cellular component: plasma membrane. NCBI's taxonomy places the organism in Eukaryota, Metazoa, Chordata, Aves, Psittaciformes, Psittacidae. The record is from RefSeq and is a predicted model, not a curated record. The transcript has a single exon. Gene Ontology annotation, biological process: non-canonical Wnt signaling pathway; canonical Wnt signaling pathway. The coding region runs from base 225 to 2003 and encodes 592 amino acids. Gene Ontology annotation, molecular function: Wnt receptor activity; Wnt-protein binding.
GGCGGCGGCGGCGGAGGUGGCGGUGGCGGUAGUCGGAGGCGCGGCGGGCGCUGCCGCCGAAGCGGGCAGAGCUGCGCGCCGCAGCCGCGCGAGUGGCGGCCGGGGCUGUCCCGUCUUCUGCCCGCCGCUCCCUUCAUGAGUCGCAAGUUCGGGCCGGGAGGAGCAGCAGCGGCAGCGGUGGUGGGACGGCGGGAGCCCGACCGGGCAGGCGGCACCGACUGAGCAUGGCCGAGCGGCGCGGGCCGGCGGCGAGCGGCGGCGGGGCAGUAGGCGAAGGGCGGCGGGCGGCCGAUGGUCGGUGCCCGUGGCUGCCGCUGCCGGUGCUGCUGGUGCUGUGGGCGGCGGUGCUGCCGGCCGGGGGCCAGCCGCCGGCUCCGCAGGACAACGGUGAGCGGGGUAUCUCCAUCCCGGACCACGGCUACUGCCAGCCAAUCUCCAUCCCGCUUUGCACAGACAUCGCCUACAACCAGACCAUCAUGCCCAACCUGCUGGGCCACACCAACCAGGAGGACGCGGGACUGGAGGUGCACCAGUUCUACCCGCUGGUGAAGGUGCAGUGCUCGGCCGAGCUCAAGUUCUUCCUCUGCUCCAUGUACGCUCCGGUGUGCACCGUGCUGGAGCAGGCCCUACCGCCCUGCCGCUCCCUCUGCGAGCGGGCCCGCCAGGGCUGCGAGGCCCUCAUGAACAAGUUCGGCUUCCAGUGGCCCGACACGCUGCGCUGCGAGAAGUUCCCGGUGCACGGGGCCGGCGAGCUCUGCGUGGGGCAGAACGCCUCCGAGCGCGGAACCCCCACGCCCGCCCUGCGCCCCGAGAGCUGGACCAGCAACCCUCACCGAGGGGGCACCGGCGGCGGCACCGGGGGUGCGGGGCCCGGCGAGCCCCGGGGGCGCUUCUCCUGCCCGCGGGCACUGAAGGUACCCUCCUACCUGAACUACCGCUUCCUGGGGGAGAAGGACUGCGGGGCGCCCUGCGAGCCCGGCCGACUCUACGGUCUCAUGUACUUCGGGCCAGAGGAGCUGCGCUUCUCCCGCACCUGGAUCGGCAUCUGGUCUGUGCUCUGCUGCGCCUCUACCCUCUUCACCGUCCUCACCUACCUGGUGGACAUGAAGCGGUUCAGCUACCCUGAGCGGCCCAUCAUUUUCCUCUCGGGCUGCUACACGGCAGUGGCUGUGGCCUACAUCGCCGGCUUCCUUCUGGAGGAGAAAGUGGUCUGCAACGAGCGCUUUGCCGAGGACGGCUCCCGAACUGUGGCACAGGGCACGAAGCGGGAGGGCUGCACCAUCCUCUUCAUGAUGCUCUACUUCUUCGGCAUGGCCAGCUCCAUCUGGUGGGUCAUCCUCUCGCUCACCUGGUUCCUGGCUGCCGGCAUGAAGUGGGGCCAUGAGGCCAUUGAGGCCAACUCCCAAUACUUCCACCUGGCCGCCUGGGCUGUGCCAGCCAUCAAGACCAUCACCAUCCUGGCCCUGGGGCAGGUGGACGGAGAUGUCCUCAGUGGUGUCUGCUUUGUGGGCAUCAACAAUGUGGAUGCCCUACGGGGCUUCGUACUGGCCCCCUUGUUCGUCUACCUGUUCAUUGGCACCUCCUUCCUGCUGGCUGGCUUCGUGUCCCUCUUCAGGAUCCGGACCAUCAUGAAGCAUGACGGCACCAAGACAGAGAAGCUGGAGAAGCUCAUGGUGAGGAUAGGCAUCUUCAGUGUCCUUUACACGGUGCCGGCCACCAUUGUCAUUGCCUGCUAUUUUUACGAGCAAGCUUUUAGGGAACAGUGGGAGAGGAGCUGGGUCACGCAGAGCUGCAAGAGCUAUGCCAUCCCCUGCCCCAACAACCACAGCAGCCACCACCCACCCAUGAGCCCCGACUUCACUGUCUUUAUGAUCAAGUAUCUCAUGACCUUAAUCGUGGGCAUCACCUCGGGCUUCUGGAUCUGGUCCGGGAAAACACUGAACUCCUGGAGGAAGUUUUACACAAGGCUCACCAACAGCAAGCAGGGCGAGACCACCGUCUGAGACCACUGCUUGCCGUGAUGGGGGGAUGGCAGGCGGGAAGCCGGCUGGAGGACCGGGGCUCUGCCCUGGGAAGCGGCUCCUUAGCCAGCCUGGGCAAACUUUGGGGAAGGCCCCAUGUUUGGGGCCGCUGGGCUUUGCCCUCCCGGCUCUGCUCAGGCAGUCUCCUAUAGGAAGUGAACGCACUGUCAGGUUGGGGGAGAGGGAUGUAAAUAGCCUCUGUAAGAUUUUGUAAGUAUAUUUGUAUUUAAAUUACAAAAA